This is a messenger RNA of Oppia nitens, 2923 nucleotides long. RefSeq lists its product as uncharacterized. Bases 390 to 2858 code for a protein of 822 amino acids. The transcript is spliced from 4 exons. Gene Ontology annotation, molecular function: ubiquitin-protein transferase activity; metal ion binding; RNA binding. Gene Ontology annotation, cellular component: CCR4-NOT complex. Lineage: Eukaryota; Metazoa; Arthropoda; Arachnida; Sarcoptiformes; Oppiidae. Gene Ontology annotation, biological process: protein ubiquitination. The record is from RefSeq and is a predicted model, not a curated record.
ACAUUGCAACAAAUUUUUUUUGUGAUUAUUUUCAUUAUUAUUACUAUUACUUGUAUUGCAUAUGAGUUAUCAUUGAAAGAGAGAGAGAGAAAAAAAAAUUGGAUUAACAAUACAUUAGGAGAUUAGGAUAUAUACUGUACUGUAAUAGUAAAGCCUUUAAGUGUGUGAUAUAGUAAUCCACGACAACUACAACAACAACGACAUAUUGAUCACCACAUCAUCGACAACAACAACAACAAUAACAGCUGUCCUUAUUGUGUGUAUAAUCAUAGACACAACAAAUCAAAGAGUUGUGGUCAUCGACAACAAGAUUGCAAAAAUCGUGUGACACAUAUUGCAAGACACGCGCCAAUCAAUUAUAUCUAUUGUUUUUUUUGUUGUUGAAUAAUAUGGAUAAUCACGGGGACAGUCAUACGGACGACAGUGCCGGCGAUAUACAGUGUCCGCUAUGUAUGGAAACACUGGACUUCGAUGAUCUCGGUUUUUUCCCGUGCGGUUGCGGCUAUCAGGUGUGCCGUUUCUGUUGGAACCGAUUGAAGAAUGACGACACCAAUGGAGGUCUGUGUCCGGCCUGUCGUCAGCCGUAUCCGGACAGUCCCAUACAGUUCACCUCAAUUAGUAUAGAGACUGUGGAAGAGCUGAAGAAACGCAAAAAGAAACAAAAGGAGAAACAAAAACUCAAAGAUGCCGCUAAGUCAUCAAAUCUAUCGUCAAUACGUGUCGUUCAGAAGAACCUGUUGUUUGUCAUCGGUUUACCUCAACGUCUAUCACAGGACGAUCUCCGCAAAGAGUUCAGUAAAUACGGAAAGAUAAUCAAACUGGUGAUCAAUGCUUCGUCGGCUUACGUUACGUACUCGCGACCCGAAGAUGCGGUUGCGGCCAUCAAAGCACUGAACGAAACGCAUACCAAAUCCAAUCGUAAUAAAGACAGCGGCAGUCAGCAGCCACUGCGGGCGUCGUUAGGAACUACUAAAUACUGUACACAUUGGCUGAGAAGUCAGUCGUGUCCUAAACAGCCCGACUGUAUGUAUUUGCACGAAAUGGCCGAACAGGAGGCAUCGUUUACGAAAGAGGAGAUGCAAUUAGGCAAACACACUGAUUAUGAGAAACGACUUAUUCAACAUUAUUCGGAUCUGUUGGCCAAAGAAAAGGCCGAAAAGACAAACCGCAAGAAUGCGGCCAACAGUAAGACUACAAAUAAUACAUCGACGACUACGACCAACAAUAAUAAGAAUAAUAGCAACAAUAGUAAUAAUAAUAAUAAUAAUGAAAAUGAUAAUAAAACAACAAAUAAUAAUAAAAAUACUAAUAAUUCAAAUCACAACAAAAUGCAAAGCAAAACAAUUGUCAUCAAAAACGCACCACAAAAACAACCCAAACAGCAAUCGAUAAUACAGACCAACGGCUUCGGCGGCGAUGACGGCAGUAAUGAUUCGGUCGGUGACAACAGUACAGCGCGAUCGACAUCGCCUGUCAUACCGUGUCGAUGGGGAACACCGAUAACAGCCGGCGGCCAACAUAUGUCUUCUGAUUGUUCGUCAAAUUCCGAGUCCAAUAGCAAUAGUUUAAGUUCAACGCCUAACCAGACCUCCACUAUACCCACUAUACAAUCAUGCGAUACUCAACAACAACAGCAAAUAGUACGGAAAGGACAGAGUGGUCAACAACCGCUGCGACUUCAGCAGCGAAUACUUACCCAAACAUUUGUUAAAAGUAAUGGUGAACUUAUAAAUAAUAUCGACGACAAUGCAAUGGACGGACAAAUAAUGUCGAAUAAUUGUGUCGGCGAUAGUGACGACAUUAUUGACGAUGACGCCGAAGACGAUGUUGGCGAUGAAGACGGACUAGACUUUGAUCCCAUAUCUAUAUCCAGUCGCGGACUUCAAGACUUACUAAGAGAUACGUUUAUAACAACUCAUCCACAAUCGUCGUCAACAUCGAUGAUGGGAACGGGAGGAGAUCGCGGCCAACAUAAUAAUGUUUUUAAUAAUAUAAACAGUGGCGGCGGAGGAACUAAUGAUAUAUUUAUGUCUUCGAAUCAAAAACUUCUUUCAAAUUCAAAUAAUUUUUAUUCUUCGUUAUCGAAACAGCAACAGACUUCUCAGCAAACAAAUCAGUUUUCUUCUAUAAAUAAUGGUUUUGUAAAUAAUAAUAGACAACAAAUGUUAUCAUCAAAUAAUGCAUACAAUAGCUAUCAACAGUUACCAGGAUUACAAUCUACAGGACAGGGAGGAGGACCGCAACUACAGCAUAUGAACCAACUAAGCCAUCAACAGCAACCACCACAACAACAACAACAAUCUCUGAGCCCUCAAUGGCAAACACAACAGCAGAACUCUCUAAGACAACUGUUACCUAAUGUAAACAUAGCGUUCCGACAAACACCCGACCAACCAUUAAUGGGCGGCGUCGGUGGCGGCACCGGAUUAUUAGCCAAUAGUAAUAACUUUACCGGUAAUUCACAUACAAAUAGCACACAACAGCAACAAAUUAUGGCAAAUAAUUUAAGACAACAACAACAAUACGGUCAUAUGGGCGGCCAAAUGAUGGGUCGACAUAUGAUGUCAAAUAUGGGCUCUACCGGUGCCGACAAUACAAAUAAUGUUUUAUCACAAUACUGGAACCAAUCACAGCAUCAGCAACAACAACAACAAAAUUCUCAGAGAGAUCACAUCUUAAGGCUACAACAACAGCAACAACAACACCCGAUUCAUAGACAACAACAACAACAGCAGUCCUUUUUAACAAAUCAGAGCACAUAUUGGCCACCAAUGGGCGGCACCCAUGGCGGACAACCAUCACAACAGAUGACAAUUUCCAGUGGUGUUGGCUCUCGACAGCCACCGCCCGGAUUUUAGGCCUAACCUCUCUUUUCAUACAAAUUUAUUGUUUCUAAAUAUUAUUAUUAUUAUUAUUAAUCUUA